AGUUAUAAUUUCACUUUCAUUCUAAUUAGAUGGAUCCUUAAAAGUCAAGGAUCUAAAUAAAGAAAAAUUGGCAAAAAUAUUUUUUUUUUUUUGAGAAAAUUAAUUGGAGGAAAAAAAGUGAAAAGAUUAUUUACAGAGUAUUUUAACGUUUGAUAAAAAGUUUAAAAUUACUUUUUCAAUAGAUAUAGAUUAUAGAUUUUUUUUAAUGGUGUCAAAUUAAAGGAUUUCACACAGAAUCUGAAUGUCAUGGAGGGAGUACUUUUUUGACAAUUUUUUAUUUGGGAACAAAAAAAUAAGAAGGAAAAAGUAGAAAAGGAGGAUAGAAAAACCCUGUAAAAACCCCAGUGAGCUUUCCCCUUCGCCAUUGAUGGGUGUAGUGGAGAAGAGAGUAACAGCUACUGUAAGGGUAUCAAACAUACCAAAAUCUGCCACUGCCAAAGAUCUCUUCAACUUCUUCGAUUCCAAAAUCGGAAAAGGCUCAGUCUUCGCUUGCGACAUCUUUUCUGAACACAAAAAUUGGAAAUCAAGAGGCAAUGGCCGAGUCCAAUUCGAAACGCUACAACAAAAGUCACAAUCAUUAUCACUUGCAGAACAAGGAAACCUUAACUUUAAAGGGUACCAACUCAAUCUUGUUUCUUCUUUUGAUGAUAUUAUUGUGAGGCCUGUUGAUCCCGAGUGUAGGUUUGAAGGAGGGGCGUUGAAUGUUGGGGUGUUGGUGGAUAGUGAGGUAAUGGAGGUUUUGGAGAAAUGGGAAGGUGUGAAGAUGUUGGUUAUGCCGGAAAGGAAGAGUGUGGAGUUUUGGGUUGGUUAUGAAGGAGAGUGUUAUAGGUUGGAAGUACAGUUUGGGGAUGUUGCUGAGACUUGUAUCUGUGCUUUGGAAGACAAAAAAUCUGCGCUUCUUUUGAAGCUAAAAUAUGCACCAAAGCUUUACCAAAGAGUUUCUGGACCUGCUGUUGCUUCCAAGUUCAGUGCUGACCGGUAUCAUAUCUGCAAGGAAGAUUAUGAGUUCCUUUGGGUUCGCACAACUGAUUUUUCCGGCAUAAAGUCUAUCGGAUGUUCAUCCUCUCUUUGUUGGGAACUUGAAGACGGAUUGUUAAGUUCAGAUUUUCUUUCUAGUUUGCCAUAUUACAACAACUAUGUGAGAGAUCUAUAUCUGGAUAAAGUGGGAGAUAUUUAUUCUGCUUCUGAAUUUGUUCCCCUUGUGAAUUUCCCAUCAGAUCUGAAUCUACCAUACGAGAUCCUUUUCCAGCUUAACUCUCUCGUGCACACUCAAAAAAUUAGUCUUGGUGCUAUUGAUCGAGAUCUCAUCGAAGUUCUUAGCAAACUAGAAUUGGACACUGCAAUGAUGAUCCUUCAGAAAAUGCAUAAGUUGCAGUCGACCUGUUUCGAGCCUGUGAUAUUCAUCAAGACACGCUUGCAUGUUUUGGGUAAAAACAAUAAGAAUCAACCUUCAUUAUCCUACAGCAGGUUAGUGAAUCAUAACAUGAUGAGUGUUCACAGAGUCUUGGUAACACCAUCAAAGAUUUACUGCGUGGGUCCAGAGCUUGAAACCUCCAAUUACAUUGUGAAGAACUUUGCAUCACAUGCUUCUGAUUUCUUGAGAGUAACUUUUGUAGAGGAGGAUUGGGGUAAAAUUACUCCUAAUGCUAUUUCUAUGAGUGUUGAACAAGGUAUCUUUGCAAAGCCUUACAGAACUAAAAUCUAUCAUCGGAUUUUGUCUAUCCUUAGAGAAGGAAUUGUUAUUGGAACUAAAAGAUUUUUGUUCCUGGCAUUCUCGGCCAGUCAACUACGCUCAAAUUCAGUUUGGAUGUUUGCUUCUAAUGAACAUGUCAAGGCAGAAGAUAUCAGAGAGUGGAUGGGGUGCUUCAACAAGAUCCGUAGUAUCUCGAAAUGUGCUGCAAGGAUGGGUCAAUUGUUUAGCACCUCUUUUCAAACAAUGGAGGUCCCAUCUGGGCAAGUUGAGAUUCUUCCAGAUAUUGAAGUAACCUCUGAUGGUGUUAGUUAUUGCUUCUCAGAUGGUAUUGGAAAGAUUUCCCAAACUUUUGCCAGACAAGUUGCUCAAAAAUGUGGAUUGAAUCAUACCCCAUCAGCAUUUCAAAUACGAUAUGGUGGCUAUAAAGGUGUGAUAGCUGUUGACUGCAAUUCCUAUCGAAAACUAUCUCUUCGUGGAAGUAUGCUCAAAUUUGAAUCAAAGAACAGGAUGCUUAAUAUUACCAAGUGGAGUGAUGCCAUGCCUUGCUAUCUUAACCGGGAGAUUGUUAUCCUUUUAUCUACUUUGGGAGUUGAAGAUAAAGCUUUAGAGGACCUGCUAGAUAAUCAUCUCCAUCUUCUGGGCAAGAUGUUGACUACUAAUGAGGCAGCUUUAGAUGUUUUGGAGAGUAUGGGUGGUGGCGAUGUAAAAAAAAUCUUAAUGAGGAUGUUGCACCAAGGAUACGCACCCAAUUUGGAGCCUUAUCUCUCAAUGAUGCUUCAAUCCCAUUUUGAGAAUCAGCUUUCAGACCUAAGAAGUAGGUGUCGUAUAUUCAUCCCCAAAGGUCGAGUUCUAGUAGGAUGCCUGGAUGAAACAGGUAUAUUGAAUUAUGGCCAGGUUUAUGCACGAAUUACCAUGACCAAGGCUGAGAUACAAAAUGGUCAGCAAAAUUUCUUCCAGAAGGUGGAUGAAACAACUGCAGUAGUAAGAGGUAAGGUUGUAGUGACAAAAAACCCUUGUCUUCAUCCUGGAGAUGUAAGAGUACUCGAGGCUGUGUAUGAGGUGGCAUUAGAGCACAAGGGCUGGGUUGAUUGCAUUAUUUUUCCUCAAAAAGGUGAAAGGCCUCAUCCAAAUGAAUGCUCUGGUGGUGAUCUUGAUGGAGAUCUUUAUUUCAUAAGCUGGGAUAAAAAUCUCAUUCCUCCUCAAACAGUGACACCCAUGGACUACACUGGGCGAAGACCUCGUAUAAUGGAUCACGAAGUCACUCUAGAGGAAAUUCAGAGAUUUUUUGUUGAUUACAUGAUUAGCGACACUCUAGGUGCGAUUUCUACUGCACAUUUGGUUCAUGCAGAUCGUGAACAAGAUAAAGCUCUGAAUCCAAAAUGCCUCCAGUUAGCAACCCUUCACUCUAUGGCUGUGGACUUUGCUAAAACUGGAGCUGCAGCUGAGAUGCCCAGGUUCUUAAAACCAAGAGAGUUUCCUGAUUUCAUGGAGAGGUGGGACAAACCCAUGUAUAUUUCUGAAGGGGUACUAGGGAAGCUUUAUCGUGGUAUCGUCAAGGCUUUUCCUCAUAAGAACACAGAUGACCUUUGCACUGUUACAGCUAUCCAGGAUGCUUAUGAUCAUGAUCUUUUGGUAGAAGGUUACGAGGCCUACAUCGAAACUGCUAAAAGUCAGAAAGGAAUGUAUUUGGAUAAAAUGAGCAGCUUACUCAACUACUAUGAAGCAGAGAAAGAGGUUGAGAUACUGACAGGCAAUUUGCGCCAGAAGUCUGUGUAUCUGCAGCGGGACAACAGGAGGUACUUUGAACUAAAAGAUCGAAUCUUGGUUUCUGCUAAAAGCUUACACAAGGAGGUCAAAGGGUGGUUCAAUGGUUGCUGCAAGGAGGAGGAGCAUCAGAAAUUGGCGUCAGCAUGGUAUCAUGUCACUUAUCAUCCUGAUAACUGUCAAGGAAGUGCUAAUUGUCUGGGCUUUCCCUGGGUAGUUGGUGAUGUUUUGCUGAAUAUAAAGUUGCAUAAUACCAGAAAAAAUCUCCCCCUAGUUUCCAACCAUGAAAGCAACCCGUGUUAAACUUCACAACUUGUGUGAUCCUGCCUUGUUCAGAAAAAUGGGUAACAUUGUGCUUAAUGUAAGACUCUUAAACUCCCUUGUCAGAAGUGCUAUCGAUGCAAUCUGCUGUUAAUAAUUAUGAGUGAAAUCCUGAAUCCUUAUCUAUCGAUUAGAUGUUCAUUUGCU
This is a messenger RNA of Capsicum annuum, 3925 nucleotides long. Its product is annotated as RNA-dependent RNA polymerase 2. Gene Ontology annotation, biological process: siRNA processing. The record is from RefSeq and is a predicted model, not a curated record. Bases 368 to 3760 code for a protein of 1130 amino acids. Gene Ontology annotation, molecular function: RNA-directed RNA polymerase activity; RNA binding. The transcript has 4 exons. Gene Ontology annotation, cellular component: nuclear RNA-directed RNA polymerase complex. Lineage: Eukaryota; Viridiplantae; Streptophyta; Magnoliopsida; Solanales; Solanaceae.